AGCAGUUGCAUAUAAGACUUCAACAUGGAGUGUAUGGAGUAUGUCUACAAUUUGCUUAAAGUGAAACAUUAUAUGAUUGCAUGUGAGUGUAUUGAGAGGAAUCCCCAUUUUCAACCAAUAAUAAAAUUCUGUGAUAUUCUUAAGGAAGUUUCGGAAGAAAAGUAUGUAGGCUGUACUAAUAUUAACUUCGUUUUCUUACUGAUGUGUCGCUGUAACUUGGAUAAGCAAUUGGAACAACUAUAUAAAGCUAUCAACAGUAAUCAACAUCUUAGAUAUCUAUCUAAAAUAGUUAUGCUGUGUACCCAUUUUCAAUCAUAUUAUUCAAGAUUAGAAUGGGCACUAGGUGUAUUUAGUAUUGCAAAUGGAAUCAUUGAACCAUACAUUUCAGAGGAGACCAAUACUAAUCACUUCGAUGAAAUUAUUACAAUACAAAACGAUAUACGAUUCAAAGAGAAACUAAUGGAAUUUUUUGGGAACUCUAAUUCUCCGGUACUUCCACCAGUUGAUAAUCUCAUUUUAUUGCAAUGUCAAAGCAUAUCCUGUGGUGUUGUAAAUGAAAAUAAUCCAUCGAUGUUUCCCUACAUGUUUUUAAAUCAGAUGUUUGAAUCAGGUGAAGAAAAAAGCAUACAAGAAAUAGCGAAUAUAUUAAAGGAAGAUUGGGGUGUAAUCAAAUAUAAAGAAACCUCUUUAGGAUAUAUACUGUCCUCCUUAAGCACUACAACUGAGAAUUGUUAUUUUUUUAACAUCAAUCCAGCGUUAGUUAUUAUUAUAAAUCAUAUGAAUUUUGAGAAAUUCACUAUAAGAUCUGAAAGUAUAAACGAUAUCGAACGAUUACGAGAAGCUUUCAAAAGCAAAAAAAUUCCGUUCAUUAUUUUAAAAGAUGGCAGUGCAGAAGAAGUGAAAUCUAUUAUGUCCAAAGUGAGAAGAUUUAAUUUUACAGGAUUGAAAAAUUUAUAUAUUGUAGUAAUGUCACAUGGUGGUGAAGAUAAUAUAAUACAUACGAAGACUGAUACAUAUAAUAUCAAGGAUACUCUUUUCAAUGCCAUAAUGUCUAAUAAAACAUUAAAAAUACACAAAAAUUUGUACUUAUCAAUGCAUGUCGAGGUGCAAAGUCGUAUAGGUCGAAGGAUGGUGCGCAAGUUGUACAGAGAUUCUGUGAAGAAUUCGAAACUCCAUUUAUGA
Molecule: messenger RNA, 1182 nt
Organism: Teleopsis dalmanni
Lineage: Eukaryota; Metazoa; Arthropoda; Insecta; Diptera; Diopsidae
Exons: 7
Coding region: 25-1182 (385 amino acids)
Biological process (GO): proteolysis
Molecular function (GO): cysteine-type endopeptidase activity
Source: RefSeq, a predicted model, not a curated record